Dermatophagoides pteronyssinus (European house dust mite) is the source of this 684-nucleotide messenger RNA. Its product is annotated as cuticle protein 10.9-like. Gene Ontology annotation, cellular component: chitin-based extracellular matrix. Gene Ontology annotation, molecular function: structural constituent of chitin-based larval cuticle. The record is from RefSeq and is a predicted model, not a curated record. Lineage: Eukaryota; Metazoa; Arthropoda; Arachnida; Sarcoptiformes; Pyroglyphidae.
UUUUGUUAAUUUAAAUUUGUUUGUUGAGCAUCCUGGCAUGUAUAUAAAUGAUGUUUUGAUGAAAUUUUGAAUCAUUCAUAUUCGAACAUUAUUGAUUGAUUGAUUAUUUCCCUGAUUAAUUAGACAAAAUGCUCAAACGUAUCAUAAUAUUGUUGGCCAUUACGGUGCUUAUAUUCAACGAACAAAUAGUAUGCCGUAAUCUUUUAUCAACCAUACGUCGAACACGUCAAUUACAACCACAACCGGAGGAACAACCCUCACCAUCACCAUAUUCGUUUAAUAUAGAAUCUGUUGAUGAAAAUGGUACCGUAUCGCGAAGACAGGAACAAGGUGAUGAACAAGGACGUGUGACUGGACAAUAUUCGUUUCAAAAUCCGCAAACCGGUAUCUAUCGUAUAGUAUCAUAUACUUCGGAUGAAAAUGGUUUCAAUGCACGUGUUGAAACAAACGAACCCGGUACAAUAACAUCUAAUCCGGCUAAUGUUGAAAUCAUCUCAGCAGCUGUGCAGGAAGCUUAAUUUUUCUGAUCUAAUCAAUGAGAAUUUUUUGUUGUUGAAAAAAUGUAAAACUAGCCACUCUUCCUUGUUGUUAUCAACAUAUAUAUUUUUCCCAAAUAUCCUUGAUCAAAAAAUAAGUGAUUGAAAAUCGAAAUAUUUUUUUUAUUAAAUAAAAUUUGUUUUUUUU